This is a messenger RNA of Panicum virgatum (switchgrass), 4011 nucleotides long. RefSeq names its product protein FAR1-RELATED SEQUENCE 6-like. Gene Ontology annotation, biological process: regulation of DNA-templated transcription. The coding region runs from base 917 to 3499 and encodes 860 amino acids. The transcript is spliced from 9 exons. Gene Ontology annotation, molecular function: zinc ion binding. The record is from RefSeq and is a predicted model, not a curated record. NCBI's taxonomy places the organism in Eukaryota, Viridiplantae, Streptophyta, Magnoliopsida, Poales, Poaceae.
GAGCCCGGAAAAAAAAAACAGCGACUUUUCCACGGCUCUUUCUCUCCGUCCCUCUCCCCGGUCCUACUGCCGCCGCAAUUUGUUGCGGCUCAUCGUCGGCGACCUCACCACGCCGGCCGGGGGAGGCCUCCUACAGGGAAGCUGUCUCUCGUCGAGAAGACUCCUCAGUCUCCUCCUCUUCCCAUCCUUCUACCACCACUGGACUAGACUGGCGUGGGGUGGAGGACCAUCCGGAUCCGGACCUGCAUCGAUUUCCGCUUCCGUUGAAUCCAAUUUAGUUCCUAGUCUGUUGCUCUUCUCCUCCAGCGCGAGAGGCCAGUCCAUCCAGCCAGGGUGCGGGUGCGGUUGCCAGUGGCGGAUCCAGUGGCCCAAAAUACAUCUGCUCCCCUUGACCUGACCAAGAGGCGCAUCGCGAUAGGAUUACACUGUUGGAGCUCGCGACCUGCCCACCGCGCCGCCUCUUCCCAGGAGCUGAGGCGCCGCCGCCCCGCGCCCGCCCUCCGGCCUCCGCACCUCCGCGGCCCCUUCCUGCUAUCCUGCUGCACCUCCUCCGCCCGCGCCGGUCGCUGCUGCCCUGCUCCCUGCUCUCCCUCGCAGCCUGGCCUCGGAGUGCCAGACAGCCGCCGGACGGCCGGAGCUAGGGUUUCGGCCGAAAAUCGCUGCGGCCAGGGCGCCGGUCGGUUCGCCGUCUUCGUCUCUCUCAUCUCAUUCAGUGGUGAGCUCUAAUUUCACCUCUCUUUUCAAUUUUUGCAUUGUUGCCUGAUAUGUAAAUUGGAUGUUAUCUGCUACUGCUGGUGUUGGGACUUGAGAGAGCAUGAAGAACGGACUACCCCAGAUUUGAAUGCUGGUUCUGCCACUGGCGGCGGUUGCAGCUUAGUUUCCAAAUUUGUUGGGGGUUCAGUCCAACUGAACCCCCAUGUCCCACGUUGAGUCCACGUCCAUGUUAGAGGAGUUGGCGAGGGAGGCGACAAUUGAUGAUGUGGCGGUUCUCGUGGAUGGGAAUGACACAGAGCUACAUGGCAAUGGCGAAGUGCUGAAAAGUGUUGAUGUUCCCCAGGAUUUGGGGGGGAUUUCGGCCAAGGAGGUGCCGCUGCACGAGGGCAAGGAGGUGAUACUUGUGGAUGAUAAUGAUAGUGGGCAGGAAGAUGGUGGGAAGGCUAAGGUGGAUGAGAACACGCCACAUUUCGGGCUGAGAUUCAAAACUUAUGAUGAUGCGCUCAAGUACUAUAAACAAUAUGCUGAGGAUUCUGGGUUUGCGGCGAUCAUUCUGAAGUCAUCCUAUCUAAAGUCUGGGGUGUGCCGGAGGUUGGUGCUUGGAUGUAGUCGAGCUGGGAGAGGGAGAGCAAAUGCGUGCUAUCUGUCUAGAGAGUCAACCAAGAUCAAUUGCCCAGCAAGGAUCUCGUUAAAGUUAAGGCAAGAUAGGUGGCUUCAUAUUGAUGAUGCUAGGCUAGAGCACAAUCAUCCACUUAACCAGUCCUCCGCGUCACUCACUAAUUGUUACAGAAAGCUAACAGAUGCCAAGAAUGGGGAACCUGCUUCACGGUUGAAGAGUCGCAGGAAUGUUCCAUCUGAAAAAGAGCAAGGGAACUUUACUGAGAUAGGAAGACUUAAAUUCGGGGAAGGAGAUGAUGAGUAUAUCCAGAAGUUUUUUGGGAACAUGCAGAACAAGAAUCCUUACUUCUUCUACUUAGUAGAUUUGGAUAAUCUAGGGCGUUUGAGGAACUUGUUCUGGAGUGAUGCUAGGUCAAGGGCAGCAAAUGAUUACUUUGGUCAUGAUGUUGUUUACUUUGACACCUCAUACUUAACAGAAAAAUAUGAUUUGCCACUUGUUUUCUUCACUGGGAUGAAUAAUCAUGGGCAGCCUGUUCUGUUUGGUACUGGUUUACUUUCAGAUCUAAGUGCUGACAGCUAUGCUUGGUUAUUUAGGGCAUUUUUAGCAUGCAUGAAGGGUCGCUGCCCGAAGGCAAUCAUCACUGAGCAUUACAAUGCUAUUCUAGAUGCUGUUCGAGAAGUUCUCCCUGAAGUUAGACAUCGCCUUUGCCUGUAUCGUAUUAUGAAAGAUGUAUCAGACAAUUUGAAAGAACAUGCAGAGUUUAAAACAAUCAAGAAUGCUCUGAAGAAAGUAACAUAUGGAUCUUUGAAGAUCCCAGAGUUUGAAGCGGACUGGAAGAAGAUUAUCGAGGAGCAUGGACUUGGAGAAAAUGAGUGCCUUAGUUCCUUGUAUGAGCACCGCCAACUCUGGGCACCUGCAUAUCUCAGAGACAAAUUCUGGGCAGGGAUGUCUAUUUCACAGUGUGGGGAGUCUAUUUCCUCGUACUAUGAUGGUUUUGUGUACCCAAAAACUUCUUUGAAGCAAUUUUUCAGUAAAUAUGAGAUGAUAUUAGAGAACAAAUACAAGAAGGAGUGGCAAGCAGAUGAAGAAUCCUCCCAUAGGACUCCAUUAACAGUAACAAAGUUCUACAUGGAAGAGCAGCUGGCCAAAGCCUACACAAUAAACAUGUUCAGAAAAUUUCAGGAUGAGUUGAAAGCAACAAUGUAUUGCGAUGGUAUGCCAAUUAAAGUUGAUGGUCGACUUGUCACUUUCGAAGUAAAAGAAUGCUCGUACAUGGAAGAUGGAAAGGACACAGAGAGCAGGACCUAUGAAGUGUACUUUUGUAAAGAAGAGAAGGUUGAAAUUGAGUGUGAAUGUGGUUUUGUUCAGUUCACCGGCAUCCUAUGUAGGCAUGCAUUAUCUGUGUUGAAGUUGCAGGAGAUAUUUGAAAUCCCAUCAGAUUAUGUUGUGGAUCGCUGGAGAAGGGACUAUAAGAAAUUGUAUUCUAAAGCAAACAAACCCAAUGAAAUGCCCCUAAGUGGCAAUGUUGAGCGCUCUGAUUAUUUGUUCAGUCAAUGCAGUCAGUUGCUCAAUCUAGGGUUUGUAUCUGAGAGUAGAUACCUUGUUACUCUGAAGUUACUGAGAGAAGCGGAAAGAUCUCUCCUGGAUGAUGGACUAGCUGCCAGAGACAGGCAGUCAACAUUUCUUUCAUUUGAGGCUGAUGCACCAGAAAAUGGUCAAGGCCUUUUCAAUCCCCAGUUUUCAGAGAGCGUAAAGCAUUCUCAAUCAGCUCAUGCAAAACGUCGUGGUCGGCCCCCGAAGAAAGUGACAGAAUCUAAUGCUGAAACUGUAACACAACCAAAUAAAGAACAGGAUUUUCUGCGGUCGUCAUUUGUCACAGAUGAUACGAAUAUGAUCCAAGGUCCCUCAGCCUCGCAUCUUGAAGGUCCUCACAUGGCAACGCAAGGAGGAAUUGAUUUAAUGGAAGGAAUACCAAAUCUCUCAUUUAGUAAUCAUUUUGGAAUGGAUAUCAAUCACCAACAUCAAGUACCCAGCCACCAAAGGAUGCAGCAGAGCAAUUUCAUGCAGGUGCAGGCAGAACCCCAUGAGUUCGCUAAUCAGUGGGUUUACCACCCAAUGAUGCAGGACAAUCCAGUGCUAAGAACUCCUACGAGAAGAACAGGGUAGUGCGUGUUGUUUGCUUUAAUAUUUCAGUAGAAUUUUAGGUACAAUGACUUUUCUGGCUCCUGUAGCGACUGCCUGAAGUCCUGAACUAACCUGAGGAUACGGAGGCUGUGGCACUCUUGACGGCGAGAACUUGGCAUAGGGUCCAAUGGAUACUAACAUUUUUGUUCUCUGGCACUGUUAGCUGAUGUGGUCAGGUUGGAAUUUUCAAGCUGUACAUAACUAUUAGCCCCAUGUGUAAAUCAUCCAGCGCCAUAGAGUAGGUUAUUAGAGGAUUUUACGUGCCCUGCAAAGUUUAGUGGUCAGAAUGUUUCUGGAUACGUCACUGCAACAUGCAAUUAGGGAAACUAGGAUUUUGCAUUGCUCUCUGGCAGGCUAGCAGCUUCCUGUCGCAAAAUUGUCAGUUUUUGAAGCUUGUCAGCUUGUCACGGCACAGGGUGUGUCUGGACAGAUAUGCUACGGACUCUCUUUUAUGAUUGCCUAAUGCGCGCCAGUUUUGAUAAUGUGGCAGUGGA